Messenger RNA from Paramecium sonneborni, 2841 nucleotides. NCBI's taxonomy places the organism in Eukaryota, Ciliophora, Oligohymenophorea, Peniculida, Parameciidae. The record is from the annotation of a GenBank genome assembly.
AUGAAAGAUAAAAAUUAAAAAGAAUGCUUAAUUACUCUUCCAAUAAGAUCUGAAAGUGUUUCUAAUACAUAAGUGAUUGAUUUAAAAUGGAAUAACGUAACUGUGACAUUGGUAAAUUGAAUUGUUAAAAAAAUUAGAGUUAGGAAAUUAAGAAAAAAACUAAAGUUAGAGAAUCUGAGAAUCUUUUAGAAAAAGAAUCAAAUACAAAAUAUAUAUUAAAUAAUGUAACAGGAUAUGCAUUAAGAGGGUAACUGACUGCAAUUCUUGGUCCAUCAGGAGCUGGAAAAACAACCUUAGUUGCAUUACUAAGCAAAAGAUAUAAAGGAAAUAAUAAUAUAAGUGUUAGUGGAACAUUUUUAGCAAAUAAUGAGGAAUAUGAAAAGUUUACAGAUUUUGGAGCCUUUGUAAUGUAAGAUGAUUUAUUAAUGGCAACUCUCACAGUGAAAGAAACAUUAUUAUUUUCAGCCUCAUUAAGAUUAAAAGGAACUUAUUUGAAUAAAAUAUCUAGAGUAAAUGAACUUAUAAAAGAUCUAAAUUUACAUUUGUGUAAAGAUACUUAUAUAGGAGAUAGAAUGCUAAAAGGAAUAUCUGGAGGUGAAAAGAAACGAACAGCAAUAGGUGUAGAAUUAGUUAGUGAUCCUCCAGUUAUUAUAUUAGAUGAACCAACUUCAGGAUUAGACUCAUAUACUGCAUUUAUUUGUAUGAACAUUUUGAAGAAGAUUGCAUUGAAAUAUUAAAGAACAAUUGUUUUUACUAUACAUUAACCAAGUUUUGAUAUCUCCUCACUUUUCAAUAGAGUGAUAAUUCUAAAUAAUGGUCAAAAUAUUUACUAGGGGGAUGCUGAUAAAAUUAUUGGAUAUUGUGAUUAAAUUGGAUUAAAAGUAUUACCAUAUUCGAAUCCUUUAGAUACUAUUAUGAAUAAUAUUAAUCCAAUAUACAAUAAUUAAUAAUAAUUGGUUACAUAUGAUAAUUAUUCAAAAUAUUUAGAAUUAGCAGUAACUAGCUAUACAACUUAGUAAAAUGGAAUUUUAAAAAGAAAAACUUAAUCAACUUUUAGUGAAGAAUUCAAAAUGUUAUUUUGGAGAGCUAAAACUAAUUUUUGGAGAUCACCUACUUUACUUAGAGCAAAAAUUAUUGCUGCUUUUAUUUUAUCAAUAUUUAUUGGUAGUCUAUAUUGGAAUGUAGGCCAUGAAAUGCCAAAACAAACACCUCAAAUAUCUUCAUAUUAAGAAAUAACUUAAUUUUUAUAAAAUAUGAAUGGAGCUUGUUUUAUGGGAGGAACAGGAGCAUUCUUUUCAGCAUUACAUCCAAUGAUGAUGUUAUGUAUAUAAUAUGAUAUAUAUUAGUUCCUGUUGAAAGAGAAAUAUUUUUAAAAGAAGAAAAUACUAAAUUGUAUAAAAUAUUUCCAUACUUUAUUACGAAAAUUCUCGUAGAAAUUCCAUCAAAUAUAUCAGUUUCCAUAAUAUUGGCAUUGAUUCUUUAUUGGGCAUUUGGAUUUAUUUGGGAAAUUGGAAAAGUUAUCUAGUUUAUUUUGAUUACAAUAGCAGUAUCAUUAAGUGGAAAUGGAAUAGGAAUGUAUUUAUAUUUGUAAGUAAAAUAGUUUUACAGGAUGUUUGUUUCCUGAUCCUAAAAGAGCUGCUUAAUUAGGACCUGUCAUAAUGUUACCAAUUUAAUUGUUUGGCGGUCAAUUAGUAAACUUGAAAACAAUUCCUAUAUGGAUUAGUUGGUUUUAAUAUAUUUCGGUAUCUAUUUAAUAUUAUUAUUUAAGCCAUUUAAAUAUUUUUUGGAGGCUUUUGGAAGAACUCAACUAGAAGAUGUAGAAUUUACAACAAUCAUAAAAAAUAAAAAUGAUUUCGAAACUAUCACAAUAAGUCCUAUGCAAUAUUAUGGAAGAGACUUUGGAUUAUGGAAUUGUAUUUUAGUUUUAUUUGGAGUGGCUAUAGCUUUUCAUAUAUUAGCUGUGAUAUUUUUAAAGUUAUUAGUAAAGAAACUAAAUGUAUGAAAAUUCAAUAUGUUAUACAUACGUAUGGUUAUGAAUUUAGCAAGAGUUGCUCAUUUUUUAUUUAAAUAAUGUCUAAAAUUGAUUACAUAAAAUAUGUUUUCUACUUUUCAGUAUUUCCAUUCGUAUUUGGAAAUGAAGUCAAUAUUUCAAAAUCUCAAAAUGUUCUCGAUGAAUCUUCAAAAGGGAAGAGUUGCAAGGAUUAAUGUAAAAAUAAUAAUGAUUAUGAUCGAUGUUAUAAUGAAUGUAAAAUUGAGAAAGAAUAGCCAAUAAUUCAAAUAAUAAGCAUAACUUGUAUAGUGUUUAGUUUAAUUUUGAUCUUAUUUAUAAUUUGGAAAAGAAAGUAAGUUAUAAGAUUAUUUCGUUGUAUUUUAAAUAGAAGAACAAUAAUGAUGGAGUCCUUUUUAAAUAAUGCUAUUUUAAUAAAAAAUAGUAAUCUAUUAUUGAAUCAAUUUAGGAAAGUGGGUAAAAUGCUUAACUAAUCUUAAAAUGAAUUGAUAUUUACUCAAAAUGGGAAACUUCACAAAGAAGAGGAUGUAUAAAUAAUGUGUAAGAUUAAUGAGAAGGAAUAAUAUAUUUCAAUUUCUCUUUUAGGAAAUGAUAAGUAUGGUGUGUGGAGUGGUAGUGGAGUCACUAUUAUAGAUUAUAGUAAUUAGCUUAAAAUAUGGUUUAUAAAGGAUUAUGAAGAAUAACAAUAAGCAAGAUAAUCAGGAUUAUGGGAACAUCUAAUUUAUUAAGGGGAAUUUGAUGAAGAAGUAAGAGCAUUUAGUGGAUAAUGGUAUUAUGAUGGAUUUGAAAAUGAUUUAACUUACAGUGGUACUUGGAUUUUAAAAAUGAAAUGA